AUGGAAAGAAGUGUCCAGACAAGCAUUGGAGCCGAAGGAUAUAUUGGAAACAGGAUUCAAUCUGCCGCUAAAAACAACUAUUGGAGCGGCACAUCACUUGCUGCCAAUGAAUAUAGCAGGAGCGGGAAUCAUGAUGCCGCCAAUGAAUACUACAGGAGCGGGACUCGUGAUGCCGCCAAAGUUACGGAUACUCAUGACAUUGGUCCAAUCCCAGCAAACAAUGACAAAGAGUCUUUCACAUCUCAGCUUUUUGCAGAUCCUGAAAUCCCAAUUCUGUUUGAACUGGAUGAUGGAGACAAUGAGGAUAUCAACUUGUAUGGAGAACUUGAUACAAGCUUCCACGAUCAACCCCAUCCAAGGGCAGAAGAUAAUGACGGUAUCCCAUUCAAAGUUAUUAUUCAUACAUCCGGAGUACACUAUCUACCCAUUUGGACUUGUACUUGCCAAUCUGCCGUGCUGCCUUUAGAUUUGCAAUAUCUGGAAAUGGGUCUUUUUGCUACUAGUUUUCAGAAUAUCCGAACCUUGUUUACACUGGACAUGCUAGAGGAUUUUAGGGUUACCAACCUUGAAUGCAAAACCUUGGGCUAUCAAUAUUAUCAAAAGCUCAGACGCAUUACCUCAUCUUCAUUUCCCAAAAAGGUUCUGAACCGCUAUUGGGAACUGAGAAGGCUUAGUCGCCAAUACAGAAACCUUAUAUUGCACAAAAUACACGGUCAAGGACACUCUAAACAGGCUCUAAAGGCUUAUAUGGAGUUGAAAUACCCACAACAAGGCUCCAAAAUGCAUCCCAAUCAGGAAUCUUUCAGCUCAAUAACAUCUCUGGAAACAGGGCAAACACGGAACAAUUCUUCAUCCCGACCAUCGGAACCAAACGAAGUUCCCAAACGGAAUGAUACAACAUCCCGGUUGGAAGUUGAUCCAGGUGAUUCUGACCCAAAUAAUAUGUCACCUGAACCUCCAUCCAGAAACAAGCCAGAUAAAAGAGGGUCCUUGACAUUGUUCUGUCCAGCAUGUCCACAGCCAGGUGUUAAUCUAUCUGAUAACUGGGUUCUUGAAGCCAAUAGCUAUGUGGCAGAUGGAAACUUCAAAGCCAAUCAUUUGAAUCAAAAAAACAAGGGAGACGAUGUCUGGCUCAGUGUUGGAGAAGGUUUUAUGACCAAUCCUGGGCCAUACAAGGAGCAUAUAAAGGAAGCUAUUUCUCUGGCACCACAUUAUAAAUGGGUAAGUGUAUUGCUGCCGCGGCCUAACAUGCUCCCGCCGCAGCUCAGCAUGCUUCCAAUUAACAACUUUUCCAGGAACCAACUUGUCACAACUACCAUGCACAAAAAGCAGAGAAUAGAGUUAGCCCUAGAAAACGAGUUAGAGGAAUAG
Molecule: messenger RNA, 1371 nt
Organism: Psilocybe cubensis
Lineage: Eukaryota; Fungi; Basidiomycota; Agaricomycetes; Agaricales; Agrocybaceae
Exons: 3
Coding region: 1-1371 (456 amino acids)
Source: RefSeq, a predicted model, not a curated record